CAUUAGCUGGGGAGUUUGGUGGAGAGUUCCUCUGGAGUCUUUCUCUCUCCUCUUUCUUCGAAAUUACCUCACUUUCGCAAUCUGAGAAAACCUAUACAACAUCCAGACCAUAAAAAGCUCAAUCAAUACACGGCUGCUCAUAAUCUUUUGAAGAAUUUCUUGUCAUUGUUGCUUAUUUCGAGAUUUAUUUUCUAAGAUCGAGAAAAAAUGGACUCAGAUUCAUGGACUCGUCUCUCUACAUCUAAUUCUUCUUCAAGACGCGGCAGUUACCAAUCUCGCUCAGAAACAUUUCAUCUUGUGGAUGAAUUUGAGGGUGAUGAGGAGCCAAGGCAAGAGUUUUUGUGCCCAUUUUGUGCAGAGGAUUUCGACAUUGUUGGUCUUUGUUGUCAUAUAGAUGAAGAGCAUACGCUUGAAGCAAAGAAUGGGAUAUGCCCAGUGUGUGCUAAAAGGGUUGGUAUGGAUUUAGUUAGUCAUAUGACAAUGCAACAUGGGAGCCUUCUAAAGAUAUCCUUUUUUUUUUAUCGAAUUCAUUUCAUAUCUCUUUACUUUUUAACCACAAUCGAUACUCGUGACUUAGAUUACGUUCAACGCAAGAGAAGGCUUCGUAGAGGUGGGACUCACACCCACACUAACACCAACUCAACCCUUUCGAUUUUAAAGAAAGAAUUUCGGGUAGGAAAUCUUCACUCUCUUUUUGGACUUCAGUCAUCAUCAUCAUCAUCUGAGCCUGAACAAUGGUUAUCUUCUUUCAUCUCCAACACACCAUCAUUACUUGAUGUUGAACCACCACCACCACCACCACCAACCGCUCAACCUCAUGCCGCCACGUCAGCAAAGUCAAUGGCGGAAAACCCCCACAAGGAUUUGUCGCGAAGGAGUAAACAGCAGCGGGCCCCACUUUCGGACAAGGAUCAAGAGGAGAAGGCUAGGCGAAGUGAGUUUGUUCAAGGUCUACUGUUUUCUACUUUCCUUGAUGAUGGUUUAUAAGUAAGUUAUCAGGGGUAUUUUAGGAAAAAACAGACGAAUUCUUAAAAGUUAAAGCCUUGUAAUGUAUUUUAGAAUUUAGAUAUAGGUUAUAUAAAUAUGCUUUAAAUCGUUAUGUGCAAACUUUUCUAUUUCAGUUGAACAUGACAUGACCAUGAUAU
Messenger RNA from Lactuca virosa, 1145 nucleotides. The record is from the annotation of a GenBank genome assembly. NCBI's taxonomy places the organism in Eukaryota, Viridiplantae, Streptophyta, Magnoliopsida, Asterales, Asteraceae.